AUGACCUCUAGAGUCCUCCAACGAGGCUCUCAGAUCGAUCAGAUCGAGAACAGUCUCAGCAACGUCCGGCUAGACGAAUCAAGCAAACCGAAGAAGAAAGCAGAUACCCAGAACUCUAAUGACCAAUCAGUACCCGGCUCUUUCUCUGCCCCAAAAUCAUUCAAUCAAUCGAAAAAUAAACCUUACGCCUUAGCACCUCCACCCUCAGCACCGCCUAUCUCCAACCCUGCUAGCUUGGCCAAUAUGGGAAUUGGCCAAUACGAUGGCGGUUUCGAGAGAGACGAAGCCUCCGGUAGAGGGUCUUGGGACCCAGGUCAUAAACCGGCGAACGACACGUUAGAUUUCGAGAUACCAUCCCCUCUACCAAAGACCCAGUGGAGCUUGAACUCAUUUGACAUUGGUAGAGCCCUGGGUAAGGGUAAAUUUGGCAGAGUAUACAUGGUUCGAACCAAAGCGCCACCCCAAUUUAUUAUCGCUCUAAAGUGUUUGUAUAAGCGAGAGUUGGUCGAAUGCAAAGUCGAGAAACAGCUACGGAGGGAAAUCGAAAUCCAAAGUAAUCUCAGACACCCAAAUAUUCUACGUCUUUAUGGAUACUUUCAUGACGAAAAGAGAAUAUUUUUGAUGUUAGAAUACGCCGGUAAAGGAGAAUUAUACAAACAAUUGCAUCGACACGGGAAGUUCAGCGAGAAACGCUCGGCUAAAUACAUUGCCCAAAUGGCCGAUGCACUUCAUUAUUUACAUCGAAAACAUGUAAUUCAUCGCGACAUCAAGCCUGAAAAUCUUUUAUUGGGAGUUGAAGGAGAACUGAAGAUUGGCGACUUUGGCUGGAGUGUCCACGCCCCCGGUAAUCGAAGGAAGACACUUUGCGGUACUUUGGAUUAUCUUCCUCCAGAAAUGGUUGAAGGUAAAGAUCACAAUGAAAAAGUAGAUUUAUGGGCACUUGGCGUAUUGACCUACGAGUUCCUUGUCGGUGUGCCGCCGUUUGAGGAUCUUUCCGGUCACAAUGCCACGUACAAGAAAAUUUCAAAAGUCGACUUUAGUAUCCCUCCGACUGUAUCGUCCGAAGCCUCAGACCUCAUCCGCAAACUAUUGAGGCACGAACCUCAAGAUAGAUUACCGUUACCCCAGGUAGCCAACCACCCGUGGAUUUUGGCACAUGUCAGAACCCGCAAUGGGACAAGUGGGGGUGGCAGUAAUACAACCAAGUCUACUUGA
This is a messenger RNA of Puccinia graminis f. sp. tritici CRL 75-36-700-3, 1215 nucleotides long. RefSeq names its product AUR protein kinase. Gene Ontology annotation, biological process: regulation of cytokinesis; mitotic spindle organization; protein phosphorylation. Gene Ontology annotation, molecular function: ATP binding; protein kinase activity. NCBI's taxonomy places the organism in Eukaryota, Fungi, Basidiomycota, Pucciniomycetes, Pucciniales, Pucciniaceae. The transcript has 6 exons. The record is from RefSeq and is a predicted model, not a curated record. Bases 1 to 1215 code for a protein of 404 amino acids. Gene Ontology annotation, cellular component: spindle microtubule; chromosome passenger complex; spindle pole centrosome.